Messenger RNA from Helianthus annuus (common sunflower), 1233 nucleotides. RefSeq names its product protein SULFUR DEFICIENCY-INDUCED 2. Lineage: Eukaryota; Viridiplantae; Streptophyta; Magnoliopsida; Asterales; Asteraceae. The record is from RefSeq and is a predicted model, not a curated record. Gene Ontology annotation, molecular function: protein binding. Bases 22 to 1050 code for a protein of 342 amino acids. The transcript has 4 exons.
CGAUUCAACCAACCAAACCGAAUGAACCUUCCCUCUUUCACGACCACAUUCAUUGUCCCCACUUUUAUCAUCUCCCCCCUCACAUUCGCCAUUGAAAACCUUCCCCUAACCCUCAUACACUCACAAUUCCUCAUUUCACCAACCGCUUUUUCACAAAUGAAGCCCGUAAACAACGAAGAAGAAGAAACCGUUAAUUCCGUUUCGUAUCACGUGCUUCACAAGCUUCCUUCUGGUGAUAGUCCCUACGUCAGAGCCAAACAUCUUCAGCUUGUAGAAAAGGAUCCAGAUGGAGCUAUAGUCAUGUUUUGGAAAGCUAUAAAUGCGGGAGAUAGAGUUGAUAGUGCCUUAAAAGACAUGGCAGUGGUUAUGAAACAACAAGAUCGAGCCGAAGAAGCUAUCGAACUUAUUAGAUCGUUUAGGGAUCGCUGCUCCAAACAAGCUCAAGAAUCAUUAGACAAUGUUCUAAUCGACUUAUACAAGAAAUGUGGGAAAAUAGAGGAGCAGAUCGAGCUUUUGAAGCAAAAGCUUCGGAUGAUAUAUCAAGGAGAAACGUUCAACGGAAAACCAACCAAAACCGCGCGAUCACAUGGAAGAAAAUUCCAAGUUACAAUCAAGCAAGAGACUUCAAGGAUACUGGGUAAUUUAGGGUGGGCAUAUUUGCAGCUAAAGAAUUUCGCAGCAGCAGAAGCGGUGUAUCGUAAAGCUCAAGAGAUAGACCCUGACGCUAACAAAGCAUGCAAUAUGUGCCUUUGUUUAGUCAAACAAGGUAGAUACGAAGAGGCCAACGCGAUUCUUAAAGACGUGUUGGAAGGUAGGAUUUUGGGGUCUAAUGACCCUAAGUUACUGAACCGGACAAAGGAGCUGGUUCAGGAGUUAGAGCCAUGGCGGUCGGCUCAGGUGCAGCCUGGUCCUAACCAUGGGCUAGUAACUUUGGAGGAUGCUUUCAUUGAGGGGCUUGACCAGUUGAUAAACCAAUGGACUCCAUUGAGGUCAAGAAGACUCCCUGUGUUUGAAGAGAUUUCGACAUAUAGAGAUCAACUAGCUUGUUGAUCGAUUUUGAAGGUACGCGUGUGAGCCUAAAACUCAAUAGUCGUUGAGACGAUGGGUGUGUAUUUAUCAGUAAUCUACCUUUGUAAUUGUAAGAAGUGUGUGUAUAUCGAUUGUAAACCGAACUAGGGACUUGGGCAUUAUUGUAUAAAUUCAUAAAAUGUAUUCAAGCGUCCGAUAAACCCG